Nyctereutes procyonoides (raccoon dog) is the source of this 2572-nucleotide messenger RNA. RefSeq names its product anti-Mullerian hormone receptor type 2 (gene AMHR2). Bases 130 to 1806 code for a protein of 558 amino acids. Gene Ontology annotation, molecular function: transforming growth factor beta receptor activity; ATP binding. NCBI's taxonomy places the organism in Eukaryota, Metazoa, Chordata, Mammalia, Carnivora, Canidae. The record is from RefSeq and is a predicted model, not a curated record. The transcript is spliced from 11 exons. Gene Ontology annotation, cellular component: signaling receptor complex; plasma membrane. Gene Ontology annotation, biological process: cellular response to growth factor stimulus; protein phosphorylation; BMP signaling pathway.
UCCCCCACAGAGACUUGGGAAGAGGGAGGGGGGCGGAGUUGGGGACGGAGGGAUCAGAAGACCCACAGCGCCUAUAUCUGAGGGAAGCUCUGGCCCAGGGCAGCAGUGCUGGUUCAUGCUCCCCUCUUCAUGCUGCUUGCCUCCUCCAGCAUGAUGCUGGGGACUCUGGGCCUUUGGGUACUACUUCCCACAGCUGUGCAAGCACCCCCAAGCAGGCGGACCUGUGUGUUCUUUGAGGCCCCUGGAGUACGGGGAAGCACAAAGACACUGGGGAAGCUGCUAGAUGCAGGACCAGGGCCCCCCAGGGUUAUCCGCUGCCUCUACAGCCGCUGCUGUUUUGGGAUCUGGAACCUGACCCAAGACCAGGCACAGGUGGAGAUGCAAGGAUGCCGAGACAGUGAUGAGCCAGACUGUGAGUCCCCCCACUGUGACCUGAACCCCCGAGCCCACCCCAGCCCCGGGUCCACUCUCUUCACCUGCUCCUGUGGCACUGACUUCUGCAAUGCCAAUUACAGCCGUCUGCCUCCUCCAGGGAACCCUGGGACCCCUGGCUCCCAGGGUCCCCAAGCUAUCCCAGGCGAGUCCAUCUGGAUGGCGCUGGUGCUGCUGGGGCUGCUCAUCCUGCUUCUGCUGCUGCUCGGCAGCAUCGUCUUGGCCCUGCGACAGCGGAAGGCCUGCAGCGUUCAAGGUAGGCCGGAGCCCGAGCCAGAGCCGGAGCAGGAGCCGGAGCCAGACUCAGGCGGGGACUGGAGUGCUGAGCUUCCUGAGCUGCCUGAGCUGUGUUUCUCCCAGGUAAUCUGGGAAGGAGGCCACACGGCCGUGUGGGCUGGGCAGCUGCGAGGCAGACUGGUGGCCAUCAAGGCCUUCUCCCUGAGGGCUGUGGCCCAGUUCCAAGCGGAGAGAGCCGUGUACGAACUGCCAGGCCUGCGGCACGACCACAUUGUCCGCUUUAUCACCGCCAGCAGAGGGGGCCCUGGCUCCCCGCCCUGUGGGCCCCUGCUGGUACUGGAACUGCACCCGAAGGGCUCCCUGUGCCAGUACUUGACCCAGCACACCAGUGACUGGGGAAGUUCCAUGCGGAUGGCACUGUCCUUGGCGCAGGGCCUGGCAUUUCUCCAUGAGGAGCGCUGGCAGGAUGGCCAAUACAAACCAGGUAUUGCCCACCGCGAUCUGAGCAGUCAGAAUGUGCUCGUUCGGGAGGAUGGGUCGUGUGCCAUUGGAGACCUUGGCCUUGCCUUGGUGCUCCCUGGCCUCACCCAGCCUCCCACCUGGGCCCCUACUCAACCCCGAGGCCCAGCUGCCAUCAUGGAGGCUGGCACCCAGAGGUACAUGGCGCCGGAGCUCUUGGACAAGACUCUGGACCUACAGGACUGGGGCACGGCCCUCCGACAAGCCGAUGUUUACUCUCUGGCUCUGCUCCUAUGGGAGAUCCUGAGCCGCUGCCCAGAUUUGAGGCCUGACAGCAGACCACCACCUUUCCAACUGGCCUAUGAGGCAGAACUGGGUAGCACCCCCACCACCUGUGAGCUGUGGACCUUGGCCGUAGAGGAGAGAAGGCGCCCCUGUAUCCCAUCCACCUGGCACUCCUUCACCACAGACCCUGGCAGCCUGAGAGAGCUGCUAGAGGACUGUUGGGAUGCAGACCCCGAAGCACGGCUGACAGCUGAGUGUGUUCAGCAGCGCCUGGCCGCCCUGGCCCGUCCUCAAGAGGCCCAGCCUUUCCCAGAGAGCUGCGCCCAUGGCUGCCCACCCCUCUGCCCAGAAGACUGUCUCUCAGCUCCUCCCCGCUGCCAUUCCCCCUUGUAGGCCUCAGCUGGAUGUCUGCUACUUCAGUGUUCAGCUAGGCCCUUGUUCCAGGAAUCCUCCUGUACCAUCUCUCACCUGUAAACACGCAGUUACGUAUAAUCUAUGUUCGUGCAAACAUAAAUCUGGUGGUCGGAUGCUCGGUGCUCCGCCUCACCACUGCCUGUCCUACCUGCUGAAUGCUUGGAUCCUUCUGCGCGCAUCCUGUACACUGCAGUCCUGACCAGGGAGAAGGGGUGGGUGAGAGAUAAAGUCAGCUUGAUCUCCACGUCCUUGGGCCUUCCCCGCUUCAUGUGAUCCAGGGCUCCUCCGGUCUCUCUUCUUUUCCUUCUCUAACACAGGCCUUCAUUUGGUGGGAUCGCAUGGCGGGCGCUAGGAGAAGAUGACAUCACUGCUUGGCAGGUGCUGAGAGACUCACAGCUCACCUGAUUGGGGGCACUGCCUGGGGUACUGGGGGAGUGUCCUGUCUGAGGCUUGAGUGGGAAGGCCUCACAGACCACAGGAAGCUUGGGUUUUCAACCAGCAGUUUUCCAGGCGUGGUGGGGGCAGGAGGCACAGGGUCUUGAGGUGCAGUACAAAGCAGCAAGGAACCUGGGUAGCAGAAGUAUCGGGUGUGUGAAGGAGAGAGCGGAGACGUUCUGUGGAAAAUCGUAGGCAAGGCCUUGUGAACCCUACUGAGAAGUUCUUCCUUCAUUUCUUUUUGUGCCUUCUCUACUGGCUUUUCUUUCCCACCCCAGGCCCCUUUCAUACUGGGUGCCCCUCAGGGACA